CAAGCAGUUAACAGGGAAUGGGAGGAGAUGUGUUGAGACGCUUCAUCGUGCUGCAGCGUUUCUUUUGCCGUCUAACCGAGUGCACACCAGGCAGCUGAACUGAACCACGUGCGAGUGACCUGCAGAAAAAAAGAGAUCAGUUUUAACUCAUUAUUAUAGUGUUUCUGUGGAACACCUACCAGCCAUGGUGAAACUCGCGAAGGGGGCAAAGAAACAAGUGAAGGAAGCCCCACCAAAGAAAAAGGCUCCUCCACCUCCAAAGCAGGUCGAAGAGUCCAGUGAGGAGGAAAGUGAUGAUGAAGAGGCUCCACCACCUAAAGCUGCAGUGAAGAAGAAUGCCACUCCAGCAAAGGCAGUAAAAAAUGGAAAAGCCCCUGCCAAGAAAGAAAGUGACGAUGAUGAAUCUGAGGAAGAGGCUAAAGUUCCAGUCACCAAAGCAGCUCCUGCCAAGAAAGCAGCAGCUGCUGCGGAAUCAGAUGAUGAUGAGGAUGAUGAUGAUGAAGAAUCUGAGGAGGAGCCACCCAAAAAGGCUACCCCAGCUAAAUCAGCCAAGGCUGCCCCAUUGAAGGGUAAAGCAACUCCUGCAAAGAAGGCGGAGUCUGAUGAUGAUGAGGAUGACGACGACGACGAUGAUGAGGAAUCAGAAGAGGAGGCUCCUCCUCCUAAAAAAGCAGCUCCAGCUAAACCUGCCGCUAAAGCAGCUCCAGCUAAACCUGCCGCUAAAGCAGCUCCAGCUAAACCUGCCGCUAAAGACGAGUCGGAGGAGGAGGAUGAUGAUUCAGAAGAGGAGGAAGAGGAAAUGGACACGACGCCUGCACCAGCUAAAAAAGCACCAGUGAAGAAGGCCAAGGAAGAAUCUGAAGAGGAAGAUGAUGACGACGAGGAAGAUGAUGAUGACGACGAGGAUGACGACGACGAGGAAGAAGCUGCUCCUGUAACACCAGGAAAGAGAAAGGCUGAUGUAAAGAAGGAUAAAGAAACACCACCAGCUAAAAAAACAAAAGCUGAUGGUGAAGCUUUCAGCUUGUUUAUGGGCAACCUGAACGCAGAUAAGAGCUUUGAAGAAAUUAAAGAGGGCAUCAGCAAAUUCUUCAAGAAAGAGGGCCUUGAUAUUCAGGAUGUUCGUCUUGGAGGCUCGAAGAAGUUUGGUUAUGUUGACUUUGGCACAGAAGAAGAGCUUCAGCAAGCCCUUGGCCUCAGCGGGAAGAAGUUUAUGGGUCAGGCGAUCAAACUGGACCGAGCAAGAAGCAAAGAGGACUCUCAGGAAAGCAAAAAGGAGAGAGAUGCCCGGACACUGUUUGUCAAAAAUCUGCCAUACUCAAUAACCUCAGAUGAGCUUAAGGAGAUUUUUGAUCAAGCACUGGAUGUCAGAGUACCUGUCGGCCCCAACGGCAGCAGCAGAGGAAUUGCGUAUAUUGAGUUCAAGACAGAAGCAAUUGCUGAGAAAAUGAUGGAGGAGACACAGGGUUCAGACGUUCAGGGCCGAUCCCUCAUGGUGGACUUUACAGGUGCCAAAAGCCGACAGGGUGGCAAAGGACCAGCGUCUGCACCUGCAAACAAAGUUCUGGUUGUAAAUAAUCUAGCAUUCAGUGCCACAGAGGAGUCUCUUCAGAGCGUGUUUGAGAAAGCUGUCGCUAUCAGAAUACCACAGAAUAACGGCCGGCCAAAAGGAUAUGCUUUUGUCGAAUUUGAAAACACAGAUGAUGCCAAGGAGGCUAUGGAUUCAUGCAAUAACACAGAUAUUGAAGGCAGGAGCAUCAGACUGGAGUUCAGCCAGAGCAGAGGAGAGAGUGGAGGCCGAGGAGGAUCAGGACCCACAAAAACACUGUUUGUUAAAGGCCUAUCAGAUGACACGACAGAUCAAACGCUGAGGGAUGCUUUUGAGGGUGCUGUUGCUGCCAGAAUUGCUACAGAUAAAGAUACCGGAUCGUGUAAAGGGUAUGGUUUCGUUGACUUUGACAGUGAGGAAGACUGCAAAGCAGCGAAGGAAGCGAUGGACGAUGCAGAGAUAGACGGAAAUAGAGUGACUCUGGACUAUGCCAAGCCAAAAGGAGAAGGAGGAAGAGGUGGUGGACGUGGAGGGUUUGGAGGUGGACGAGGAGGAUUUGGAGGACGAGGAGGGUUUGGAGGAAGAGGAGGUGGAAGAGGUGGAUUUAGAGGUGGGAGAGGAGGCGGUGGACACCGCGGUGGGGGUAGAGGAGGAUUCAGAGGUGGCCGAGGUGGUGGAGGUGGAGUAAAACCUCAAGGAAAGAGGAUCAAAUUUGAUGAUUAAAAAGUACCCUCCUUUUUUAUAUAUAUUUCCAAAUACAAGGACUGUGUUUCUUCUUGAGUGGUCUGUUGGGCAUUCCAACAUCCAUAUUUUUCUGUCUGAAAGCUUCUUGCAUCCUCAUAUGUUCCUCUUCAUCUCUGUACAUCUUCAUGUUUUCCCCAAUUUUGUGGGAGAAAAGUUGAAAUGUGAAUGAAUGUUCUUUAUUUUUCCCUUCAUUUUUACUGUUUUUGUUAAAAUAUCCCUAAAUAAGUUUUGUUUAUUUUUUUCUUUAGGUGCGUGUUUUACCAUAAACUGUACAAAGCCUAUUAUAAAAGAUGAACGAUUAAACAUGCCCAAUCAUGUGUUUGGGCUUUUUGAAAUCUGGUUAAAUUGUGUACUGUCAUAAAUCUGUGUGAGUUGUUGCUUUGAUCAGAAAUGCCUUGAUGGUUUGUAGAGAGCAGUCAGUGUCUGGAUUAUAUCUAAUUACAUAAACUUUUUACUUGUUUGUGUUGGAAGUGAUAAAUUUUAAAUAAACUUAAUGAUUUGUAACA
This is a messenger RNA of Tachysurus fulvidraco (yellow catfish), 2799 nucleotides long. It is a transcript of the gene nucleolin, whose product is annotated as nucleolin. The transcript has 17 exons. Gene Ontology annotation, molecular function: RNA binding. Lineage: Eukaryota; Metazoa; Chordata; Actinopteri; Siluriformes; Bagridae. The record is from RefSeq and is a predicted model, not a curated record. The coding region runs from base 185 to 2272 and encodes 695 amino acids.